UCAAAAGUGGAUGUCAAAAGGGGUUUUCUUCCUUGCACUGGGAUCACUGUAUACAGAUACAUUUGGCACAUUUACCAUAUCCAAGACUUAUCUAUAUCCUUCUUCCCUCUCCCCAUCAGAAAAGCUACAAAGACACUGCUUUACAUCAUCAGUGGCCUGAGUAUGUUCAGCAGAAGAGGCUAUAUCCCAGAAGAUGAGGACGGAAGUUAUAGAAGGCAACAACACCAAACCUAGUGCUCCUCUUCUGGCCCAACGGUACCCAAGAAUGGUCACUAAAGAUGGGCACAGCACACUCCAGAUGGAUGGUGCCCAAGGAAAAGGUCUUGCAUACCUAAAAGAUGCUUGGGGAAUCUUAAUGGAUAUGCGUUGGAGAUGGAUGAUGCUGGUAUUUUCGGCUUCUUUUGUACUUCACUGGCUUGUGUUUGCCGUCCUCUGGUACCUACUAGCUGAAAUGAAUGGAGAUCUGGAGAUUGACCAUGAUUCUCCACCUGAAAACCACACAAUUUGUGUAAAGUACAUCACUAGCUUUACAGCUGCUUUUUCGUUUUCACUGGAGACACAACUUACUAUUGGUUACGGCACGAUGUUCCCAAGUGGAGACUGUCCAAGUGCAAUUGCUCUACUUGCUAUACAAAUGGUCCUGGGUCUCAUGCUGGAAGCAUUCAUCACAGGUGCAUUUGUAGCAAAAAUUGCUCGUCCAAAGAAUCGAGCUCUCUCCAUCCGAUUCACUUACUCUGCAGUAGUGACACACAGAGAAGGAAAACCAUACCUAAUGUUCCAAGUGGCCAAUACUCGUCCAAGCCCACUCACUAGUGUUCGAAUUUCUGCAGUUCUUUAUGAAGAACGAGAUAAUGGACAGCUUUACCAAACUAGUGUGGAUUUCCAUCUCGACAGCAUCACUUCAGAAGAGUGCCCUUUCUUUAUUUUUCCCUUAACCUAUUACCAUUCUAUAACUCCAUCAAGCCCUUUAGCAAUUCUCCUGCAAAGGGAGGCACACCAUCAUUUUGAACUAGUAGUCUUCCUUUCAGCCACACAAGAGGGCACAGGAGAAACAUGCCAAAGGAGGACAUCCUAUCUUCCAUCUGAGAUUAUAUUACAUCACCACUUUGCCUCUAUGUUGGUUCGAGGUGCCAAAGGGGAAUAUCAGAUAAAGAUGGAGAAUUUUGACAAGACUAUCCCAGAACUUCCAGCAGUGGACUCCAAAAGUUCAAAGAGGACUGAUAUGGAGAUACGCAUUAAUGGACAGCACAUUGACAACUUCCAGAUUUGUGAGACCCGUCUGACUGAAUAGACUGAAUGUGAUGCCAGAUUUUUUUAUUUAAAAAAAGGAUUAGACAAUCACGUCUUCACUUUCCUCCCCAUUUUCUUGUGCUCUUUUUGUACUCUACCUUUGACUUUAGAACAGUGUGCAGAACAAAGAGCAAAGGAUCUACACAAUUGGAGGAAACGCUGGAUUAACUGCACAAAAACUGAGUCAGGGACAAGAAACACUGCACAGAUUCUGGGAAAACAGAAGUGCUACCUGCUGAAUUCACCAGACUAUGAUUAAAACUGCACUGACCCUGAAAAAAAGAUCCAGACAGCUUGUCAAAAAUCUAACUACAUGACACAAGGGUAAAUACUGUGACAAAAUGGACAUAGAUAUAGUAAGUUAACUUAACUAAAAAGAAUCUUCUUCUGAAAAGCCGAAGAUCUCUCAAAUUCCUUGAAUCAGCCCUCUCUUGUUAUUUGGUUACAAGAGAAUAUGCUGAUGUCUAAACAUAUUAAGAAGAAUGUUGCUAGUAUUUUCUGUGGCAGUGAAACUGCAAUCCUGCUGUGCUUGUUUAUUAAGGAAAAUCACAAGCAUUUGCUGAAGCUCUUUGUUCCAGCAGCUAAGAACAAGUACAACAUCCUUAGGCAGUUUUAUGUUGAAAGUAAAUUACAAGAAUCUUGACAUGUAGUAAAGACUCUUUCUACAUUGGGACUAUUUUCACACUUAAAACAUGCAAUAAACCUAGCAGACAUGAGGACUCCAACUAUUUGCAUUCACAAUUCUCCUAUCAAGAAUAAUCAACACCUCAUGUAUCUGUCUCGUAGCAAACCGAAGCCUGAAUAGUCCUGUCAUCAGAAAUAUUCAUUGCUUCCUAUAUCUAAUCCAGUUCUUUUCCAACAUAUAUGCUCUGUCCAUACAAUAGAGUUAAACAUUUGACUUUUUUAAAAUAACUGUACAAACAUGAAAUAUAAUUAUGAGAAUUUGAACAUAAGGCGCUAUACCAACCAUGAAUCAUAAUUAUUACCAGAACUACUGGUGGUUGUUUGUUUUUGAUUAAACUGAACAGUUUGCAAAUGGUCCACCUAAAGGGCCACUUUUACGGUUUCUAAACAUUUUUUCGGCUAGACAGAUAUUAGUAACUACACUGUACUCAAAAGCAAGAAAAACUACAGAGCAUCAUGAAAACUACUAAAUAUUUUUUACGUUAAAAGAUAAUUAACAGGCUCUUCCCAGAAAACAUGGCACAGGUAUCACUAUGCUCACUUUCAAAUGGCCAUUUAGUUAGUGGCUUCUUGUGAAGAGCCUGAUAUCUAGUUCUUGAACAUGGAUAAAGAUAUUUAUAUGUAUAUACUAGUGUUGCUGUUGAGAUUUGUUAUCAAAUCAUAGAGUAUUUUCUAAGAAACCAUCUCUCACUUUUCUAAAUCUAUGAAAUGGUUUUGAAGCCAACAGUAAAGAUUUUGAUAUUGUGGUAAACUGAGAACAUGACAGGGCUCUGGUCAACCAGCUGGUCACAAUGGUACCAGCUGCCAACUCAUAGCUGCUACAACAUCUUAAGGCAACUAAAAAAAAAACCCCAGUAUUUUAUUAAUGUUACUAAUACUGAUGUUCUGUGUAAGCAACUACUAGAUUAGUCAGCACAUACUAAGAUUAAAGGAAGUAACUUUUGCAACAGAAGUGAGCAAGGAAUCAUGACAACCUGUGUGGUAGAAAAUGUUUAUUUCUGGAACAUAGGUAUGCCAUAGCACUAGACCCUUAUGUUCUCUUACAGGGAUUUGAAAUUAUUUAUUCCCUUGUCUGUGCUGAAGCUUUAAUCUUUUCAUUCACAGUGUACUGUACAUGGCUUAGCCCAAUGCAGAGACCGAAUAGCUUUAUCAAUCACCACCCUGAAUUAAUAUACAUUAAAAUGUAUGUGUACUCACUUUAUUCUUUGUCCAUCAUGGUCAAUUUAAAGAUUUUACUGCCUUAUCAGCCUCUAAAAGUACAGACUUUAACCUAUAGAGCCUACUUCUCAAAUUACAAGCAAUCCAGAAUAUUUCUUUAAAUUUUAGUGGAAGCUCCCACUUUUUAACAUAUGCAAUGGAUACAACAAAACUAGUACAACAUUUCACUCAGGAACUGAAUAGUACAGCCAGGAGAUGACCUGCAUUCACAUAUUCCUGUAAGCCUAAAACUGUAUAUGCAGUAUAAUCAGAAAAGCUGUAUUGCUGCGUUUGUCUUUUCAGAUCAAGUUAUCAAUUUGCAGGAUCUAACUGUACUAGUAAUUCCACAGAAGCAUGUCUAUAAAGGUCCAGAAGCAGUAAGAAAUCACAUGCUUUAAAGCGCAUUACAUGUUGCAAGGACAAACGGCUUAGUCAGAUAACAUCAGCACUAAGGUCUGUGCUAGAAAUAGUCCAACAGUAAGAAGCUGUUCCAGCCAAUUUCAAUACAAAAUGCGAAUGUUUUAACACUAACACUAACGUUAUUAUCAUUAACUGUGUUCGUUUCAUUUCUAGUGCAUGCACUGCAGAGCACUUCAAACAGUACCUUAUACUCUGGAAAGGGUCAAUAUAACUCAGAGUGAACUUGAUGAGACAUCAUUAUUUACUCAGUUCACUAUUGUUACUUAAGGAACAAGACUUCAAAAACAAUUCUUACAUGAUGCAAUCAUUAGGUAUUUUUGUAGGGAUGUGGAAAGUGCUGGUUCAAAUCCCAGCUUAGCUUUAAAGCUUCACUGGGCAGCCACAACACUUGGCUUUAGAUACUGUAUUAUGAUUUUGUAAAAUAACCUACUUUAAAAGAUUGUCAGGAAAAAAUGAGAAAACAAACUUUAAAGCAUGUUUCUACAUUGAAGUGUAUUAUUCAAAAGAUUCAAAUUUAUUAACUCUGAAGUAUAUGGCAUGACUGCACCCGGGUGCUGUAGUAGAUAAGAGUGUGAGAUGAAGACUGACGAAACUUGAGUUCAUAUAUCCCUAUUUGGAAAUUCACUGGAGAGUGGCAAUGCUAAAAUACUCCUUAAAAAUCACACAUACUAUGAAAAUUGAUUAGGGCCACCGCAAGUCAGAUGGGACUUGGCAGCAUAUAACAUACGGUAUGAACAUUUCUAUGCUGAAAUACACCAAGCAACAUAGAAGGCACAAGAAGUUGAUGAACAAAACAGCAGCAAAAAUAAAUAAGUUGGAUGCUUUAAAAGGGAUACAAGUGGCAUUAAAAAAGAUUUAAAGUACUGGUCACCAUAGAAAUCUGGCACCACUGCAAAAUGCAGGGUUUAUAUUUGGAAAAAAAACUCCUUACAGAGAAGGGUAAGCUAAAGUUAUGCACUCAAAUCCUAUUGACUUUCAUUAGAAAUGGGUUCUUAGUUGCUGCCACCACCUUUAAAAUCUCUCAGAAAAGCCUAAAACCCGAGAAGCCCAGUAAAACUCAGUGGGACCUCUAGAAGUAUGCUCUGACACUGAAGGACUUACAAGAAAUUCCCUGUAUAGGAUGAACAAGUACAAUCCCCCCUCUAUCUUUUUUUUGGGGGGGGGGUAGAAAGAUACAGUAUAACAAACAGCACUAAGAAGCAGAACUGUAGACUGCAUGCAUGUGGUGAACACUGCAUCCUAUUAAAAUGUAUGCUACUCUUCUAGUCUGGUAAGAUAUUAAUUAUGCCAUACACAGAAG
Molecule: messenger RNA, 4891 nt
Organism: Pogona vitticeps (central bearded dragon)
Lineage: Eukaryota; Metazoa; Chordata; Lepidosauria; Squamata; Agamidae
Gene: KCNJ13
Product: potassium inwardly rectifying channel subfamily J member 13
Biological process (GO): regulation of monoatomic ion transmembrane transport; potassium ion import across plasma membrane
Cellular component (GO): plasma membrane
Molecular function (GO): inward rectifier potassium channel activity
Source: RefSeq, a predicted model, not a curated record